AUGGAGCCUAGUGACGCGGCGCAGCCCGGUCCAGGGAGGGCUGUUUGGGCGCUGUCGCCGCGGCUGCUGCUGUUGCCACUGUUGCCGGUGCUGCUGGGUCGGGGGCUGCGGGCCGGGGCCGCGGCCUCCUUCUCUGGGGCGGCGGCUGAGGACAGUAGCGCCAUGGAGGAGCUCGCCACUGAGAAGGAAGCGGAGGAGAGCCACCGACAGGAUAGCGUCAGCCUGCUCACCUUCAUCCUGCUGCUCACCCUCACCAUCCUCACCAUCUGGCUCUUUAAGCACCGCCGGGUUCGCUUCCUGCACGAGACCGGGCUGGCCAUGAUCUAUGGGCUCAUUGUUGGAGUGAUCCUGAGGUAUGGAACCCCUGCUACCAGCGGUCAUGACAAGUCACUCAGCUGUACUCAGGAAGACAGAGCCUUUAGCACCUUAUUAGUGAAUGUCAGUGGAAAGUUCUUUGAAUACACUCUGAAAGGAGAAAUCAGCCCUGGCAAGAUCAACAAUGUGGAGCAGAAUGACAUGCUGCGGAAGGUAACAUUUGAUCCAGAAGUAUUUUUCAACAUUCUGCUGCCUCCAAUUAUUUUCCAUGCUGGAUACAGUUUAAAGAAGAGACACUUUUUCAGAAAUCUUGGAUCGAUUCUGGCCUAUGCCUUUUUGGGGACGGCUGUUUCCUGCUUCAUUAUUGGAAAUCUUAUGUAUGGGGUGGUGAAACUCAUGAAGAUCGUGGGCCAGCUCUCUGAUAAAUUUUACUACACGGAUUGUCUCUUUUUUGGAGCAAUUAUCUCUGCCACUGACCCAGUGACCGUGUUGGCAAUCUUUAAUGAACUACAUGCAGAUGUGGAUCUUUAUGCUCUUCUGUUUGGAGAGAGUGUCCUGAAUGAUGCUGUUGCCAUUGUACUAUCCUCGUCUAUUGUUGCCUAUCAGCCAGCAGGACUAAAUACUCACACUUUCGACGCUGCUGCCUUUUUUAAGUCAGUUGGCAUUUUUCUAGGUAUAUUUAGUGGCUCUUUUACCAUGGGAGCUGUAACUGGUGUUGUGACUGCUCUAGUGACCAAGUUUACUAAGCUGCACUGCUUCCCCCUGCUGGAGACGGCGCUUUUCUUCCUGAUGUCCUGGAGCACAUUUCUUUUGGCUGAAGCCUGUGGAUUUACAGGUGUUGUAGCUGUCCUUUUCUGUGGGAUUACACAAGCUCAUUACACAUAUAACAAUCUGUCAGUAGAAUCGAGAAGUCGAAGCAAGCAGCUUUUUGAGGUGUUACACUUUUUGGCAGAGAACUUCAUCUUCUCCUAUAUGGGCCUGGCACUGUUCACCUUCCAGAAGCAUGUUUUCAGCCCAGUUUUCAUCAUUGGUGCUUUUGUUGCCAUCUUCUUGGGUAGAGCUGCACAUAUCUACCCACUCUCCUUCUUCCUCAACUUGGGCAGAAGGCAUAAGAUUGGCUGGAAUUUUCAACACAUGAUGAUGUUUUCAGGCCUGAGGGGAGCGAUGGCAUUUGCACUUGCCAUCCGUGACACGGCAUCCUAUGCUCGCCAGAUGAUGUUCACAACCACACUGCUCAUUGUCUUCUUCACUGUAUGGGUCAUCGGUGGAGGCACCACGCCCAUGUUGUCAUGGCUCAAUAUAAGAGUUGGUGUGGAGGAGCUCUCUGAAGAGGACCAGAAUGAGCACCGCUGGCGGUACUUCAGAGUUGGUGUUGACCCAGAUCAAGACCCACCACCUAACAAUGACAGCUUUCAAGUCUUACAAGGGGAUGGUCUGGAUUCUGUUGGAGGAAGCCGGACAAAGCAGGAGAGUGCAUGGAUAUUCAGGCUGUGGUACAGCUUUGAUCACAAUUACUUGAAGCCCAUUCUCACCCACAGCGGUCCCCCGCUAACCACCACUCUCCCAGCCUGGUGUGGCUUGCUAGCUCGAUGUCUGACCAGUCCCCAGGUGUAUGAUAACCAAGAGCCACUGAGAGAAGAUGACUCUGAUUUCAUCCUGACGGAGGGUGACCUCACCUUGACCUAUGGAGACAGCACUGUGACUGCAAAUGGCUCUUCGAGCUCCUACACAGCCUCCACAAGUCUUGAGGGUGGUCGGAGAACAAAAAGCAGCUCUGAGGAAGUGCUUGAGCGAGACCUGGGAAUGGGUGAUCAGAAGGUUUCCAGCCGGGGCACCCCCCUUGUGUUUCCACUGCAGGAAAAUGCAUGACUUCCCCCUAAGUCUUGGAGGAUCAGGGAGGCUCUCAUGAGGAUGAGGAUGGCCAAAUGCCCCAGUGUGUUUGAGGUGUGGCAUUGACUGGGUUAAACUAAUGCUUCUGUUUCAUUGGGCUCUGAAACUAUCAUCACCAAAACUUGACCCAAGACUCAGAUGGUGAAGCUAAAGUGUCUCUAAAUUAAGACAAAGGCAGACCUAUUCCCACUUUUUCAUAUACUAGUCCGCUGUUUCAGAGUUAAGCAAAAUAAUAGCAUGCUUUUAAUGGUUUCUCACUUCAUCUGCCUGCAGCAUCUAACCAUGGUGGGGCAGAUAAGGGGCUUCAACUCUGUGCUGUAGUGCCCGUCUAGCUGGCUUAAGGAGCAUCAAGUUGGAAUGACAAGUUAGACAAAAGACAGUGAAGAAAGGAAACUGAAAUCGGAAUCCCGAUGGUACUAUAUGCUGGUGUUACCCCAGACAGUAGAGCCCCUGGCUCUGAAGACUUACACAAUUGCAUCCUCCUGUUAGAGUCCUAGCUGUUCUAUCUGUGUUGCUCCUAGGCUAAAGAUUAGGAAGCUUGUCCAUAGGCUGGGGCAUUAGCUCAGUGGCAGAGUGCUAGAGUACUUGCCUACAAUGUACAAGACCCUGGGUUCCAUUCCCAGCACUGCAAAAAGUGUGUGUGUGGCAUUUCCAAGAGCAUUUCAAUAUGGGGAAAGAAGUCUAGUUCCUUCUCUGGAAGCCUCUAUAAGAGAGUUACUGAAAUGUUUAAAACCAAAGGCAAAUCAUGUUCUGUUCUUCUUUUUUAAUUAAUCUGAGGACAGGAGGUAUUGAGAAACUGAUGGAAGCUACUAUGUGAGCCCACUGCCUGGAAGGUAACUGAUAGACUGAGGUUUAUCUACCACAGGGUUUGAGAUAACAUGGAUAUUCGCUAGGGAGGAGAAGGCAGGAAGAAAUGGAAGAGGCCGUAGACUAUGGUUAGAGGAAAUAAAUUUUAAUGUGAAAAACUAACCUGCAAAAGAAAGAUAGAACUCUUUAUUUUUAUUUUACAUAAAUUUCAUUUUAAAACAUCCAAAAGAAGUAAUUACAAAAUCACACUAAAUAGAAUAUAGAACUUGCUUUAUUAUAAAUUAUAUAAAUGUAUAUGUUUAGGUAAAGACUGAAUUCC
This is a messenger RNA of Peromyscus eremicus (cactus mouse), 3331 nucleotides long. It is a transcript of the gene Slc9a7, whose product is annotated as solute carrier family 9 member A7. The transcript has 17 exons. The coding region runs from base 1 to 2184 and encodes 727 amino acids. Gene Ontology annotation, biological process: sodium ion transport; proton transmembrane transport; regulation of pH. The record is from RefSeq and is a predicted model, not a curated record. Gene Ontology annotation, cellular component: recycling endosome; membrane. Gene Ontology annotation, molecular function: sodium:proton antiporter activity. Lineage: Eukaryota; Metazoa; Chordata; Mammalia; Rodentia; Cricetidae.